UACUAAGCCAGAUGGCUGUCCACAGCGCAACCACGACUCUCCGCAAAAGUCCUCGACCAGAGAAGACCUGUAUGGUGAGAGCGUGCAGCGUUGAUCGGGUCGACGGACUUACAUCCUUUGUCGACAGUCUUCUGGUUCGGAACCUACGAUUGAAACUGUGCAAGGAGGACAUCGGGCUGGAAAGCCUUGUUGCAAUGUUGAUGGAUCAUGUCAAGUAUAUGUAUGCCGAGAAUGCGCGAAACUUCCUGAUUCUCGACGUGCCUGCGGUGAAUCGCUCGCCGGUAAGCAAAUUGCUCGCAGACUAUGCGAACCAACUGGACGGGUACAUCUCGGAGUGGAACGAGCUCCUGCACGACAGCGCACGUGAGUUCACGGAGACGGAGAGCUAUUCCGAUGCCUCCCUCUUCCUGUUCUCGUCCCACAAGAUGCUGUCCGACUUGUUGGACGACGCGGAAGAAUUUGGCUUCAUCGAAGGCGAGGAGGCGAAGCCCGACGGCAAGAUAUGGAUCCGCUGUGCGGACGGUGUGGCGUUCUCAAAGACCGUGCACCGUCUGUUGGCGGAGAAGAUGGCACUGGCUAUAUCGCUUGUUGAGGAAGAAUGAAGGUCUCCGGGGAUGCGAUACGGCCUCGCGCCGCUGAUAUCCGUAGUCCGAAGUAUUAAUGUAUCUGUUUAGUGUAUCACAGCGGAUAUCAGCCCGCGGUCGCGCGAGGAAUAAUGACAUACAUGUAUCCUCGUCACGG
Molecule: messenger RNA, 741 nt
Organism: Fomitopsis serialis
Lineage: Eukaryota; Fungi; Basidiomycota; Agaricomycetes; Polyporales; Fomitopsidaceae
Exons: 3
Coding region: 12-602 (196 amino acids)
Source: RefSeq, a predicted model, not a curated record